Molecule: messenger RNA, 6051 nt
Organism: Chiloscyllium plagiosum (whitespotted bambooshark)
Lineage: Eukaryota; Metazoa; Chordata; Chondrichthyes; Orectolobiformes; Hemiscylliidae
Gene: frmpd1a
Product: FERM and PDZ domain containing 1a
Cellular component (GO): cytoskeleton
Molecular function (GO): protein binding
Source: RefSeq, a predicted model, not a curated record
ACUGGUGUUGAUUUCAAUGAUUUACAAAGGAGUCCAGGUGGAUUGCAAUUGCUUAUUGACAGGUAAAUCAGAAAAUCAGCAAUAGGGUGCAUUCCCAUAAGGGGGAAAGGAAGGAAUUACAGUCUCCUGGAUGAUUAAAGAUAAAGAGAUUGCAAUGAAACAGAAAAUGAAGGAUAAUGAUCAUUCAGAGAGAACCCAGCUGAAGACAAAAAAAAAUUAGAAGUGAACUGAGAAAAGGAAAUAAGAAAGGCAAAGAGAAUGCAUGAGAGUGGAUUAGUGGAGAACAUAAAAGGGAACAUAACUAUAUUUUAAAUAUAUAAAUAGUAACAGAUUAGUUAAAAGAAGGAUAGAGCCAAUUAUAGGCUGUAAAGGCGAUCUUCUUGUGGAUUUAGAAGGCAAGACUGAAUGAGCACCGAGCACCUGUUGUCACAAAAGAGGAGGCUGCUGUGGCGACAGUGAAGGAGGAUGCAGCUGAAAGAUUGGAUGGGCUAAAUAUAAAGACACAUUUUUAAAAAAGUUGGCAGCACACAAAGCAGAAAGGUCAGGUGUUCCAAAUGGCGUAUGUCCUAGGAUACUGGGGAAAGUAAGUUAAAUGGAAGAACCAGAGGAUAACAUGGUCCAAGUCCGCAAAUCCCACAAAGUUGAACAAAUGGUGUCAAAAUGGCUUCGCCUUACACGAGAUAAUUCACAGAGAAAUCGAGGUCCAGCCGAUGGAGCAGCUGCUAACACAAACCAGCUGAGCAGCCCUUUGAAGGUGACAGUGAAGAUUAUCAAAGAUCCACUCCUGGACUACGGCUUUAUGGUCUCAGAAGAUUCACCAGUAUGUGUGAGGUCUGUCACUGCAGGUGGUCCUGGAGAGGGAAAGCUAUUCCCAGGAGACCAGAUUUUACAAAUUAACAACAUGCCUCUGGAUACAAUUUCCCAGGAACAUAUCGAUAACAUUAUUAGGGAAUGUGGUAACACUGUUACAGUGACUGUACUGCGAAAUACCUCAGGGCCCAAGUCAUCAUUUAUUACUGAAGAAAAGCGAGCCAGAUUGAAAAGCAACCCAGUCAAAGUACGCUUUGCUGAGGAAGUGAUCGUCAAUGGCCACACACAGGGUAACUCACUACUUUUCAUGCCCAAUGUUCUCAAGGUGUAUUUGGAAAAUGGACAGACCAAAGCCUUUCGAUAUGAGAAAAAUACAACAGUGAAGGAUAUCAUCCUCACCCUGAAGUCAAAGUUAUCCAUCCGUUGUAUUGAACAUUUUGCUCUGGUUUUGAAGGAACGAUACAGUAUCACCAAGGUCUAUCUCUUACAUGAUGAUGAAAUCAUUGAGCAGGUGGUCCAGAAGCGAGAGCCCCGUGAUUAUAGGUGUCUCUUCAGGGUUUGUUUCCUGCCAAGAGAUCCACUUGUACUUUUACAAGAUGAUCCAGUUACUUUUGAAUACCUCUACUCACAGAGUUGCAAUGAUGUGCUGCAGGAGAAGUUUGCGAUGGAGAUGAAAUGCAACACUGCUAUCCGUCUCGCAGCACUGCAAAUUCAGGAAUGCAUCCUCAGCUCCAAACAUUCUCAGAAAGUCUCCAUGAAGUACAUUGAGAAGGAUUGGGGAAUUGAGAAUUUUGUCUCACCAACUCUGCUUCAUAACAUGAGAGAGAAAGAUAUCAGAAAGGCUAUUAACUAUCACCUUAAGAACAAUCAUAGCUUGAUUGCACCAGGACAAAAGCAACUGAUAUCCACGGCACAAGUCCGGCUGAAUUACCUGAACAUACUGAGUGAUCUUCGAGCAUAUGGAGGGAAAACCUUUAACGCAACCCUUCUGCUGCAGGACAGAGAAUCAUUUAUCACAUUGUUGGUCGGAGCCAAGUAUGGUAUCAGCCAAGUUAUUAACAGCAAACUCAAUAUUAUAAACCAGUUAACAAACUUCAACAACAUCCGGAAGUUGGAAUUGACCUUUGAAUGUGAGAAGGUCAGCAUGGUGAACAUCUACCUGGUGGAUGUGAAGUCUCUGACAUUGUUACUGGAAGCUCAUCAUGCUAAAGACCUUGUGUGUUUGAUUGCUGGAUAUCAUAGGCUAUAUGUGAACUCAACAGACUCCAUAUUCAUCUGGCCUAGCAACUAUCAAAGUCAGACAACUGAAGAAGGUGAUGAAGCCCGAGGAUUAAGUGAUUCAGAGUCAUCAUCAGACAUUGAGUCAUCAUUAGACUUGUCAAUAGAGCUCCACAAAUUGAGAAAUGGAUUCGUACAGCCUCUGACUGAAGAAAAUGAGGACAUUGAGAACUCGGAAAGUGAGGCUACAGACAGUGACUGCUUACGGGAGGAUAUCCAGGAAGAGACCAGUUGUAGCACAGGGGACAUGUCUGAUCUAAAUGAUGAAACAACAAGUCAGGGAGGAGACUUUUGUGAAAGAAGCUGUUCUGCCGACUCUAUGGAUGAACUGCAAACGGAGACUUCAAUGAGCAGCACUUCAGGUCCACACUCACAUGGUGAGAUUUCAGAAGAUGAUGACAAAGAUUCUAUCGCUGAAGAGAGUGAUGGUGAGCCAGUUACAAAGAAGCACUGUACCAUGGAAUCGAAAGACAGUUUUGAACAACUUUCACCAGACUCCUUAGCCUCUACUCCGACCCCUUCUAAAUACAUUGCAAGUGAUAUAAAGAUGGUUUGCUCUAUUCCUGACCUCAGCCAAAGUGAGAACCCAUGCACUGCAGAAUUUUGCAACCAGUGCCCCAGAAACGAGGGUGAGAGUCAUGCAGAAGGGGACAAGUCUUGGAAUUUGACAAGUCACGGCCUGCUAACUGAGUUACCACCAAUUCCUUUUCCAGAGGAACCAGCUAUUGAUGGGGACCUAUCCAGUGAGGUCCUCACUAUCCCGAUUCUGGCUCCUCCCCCUGGCUUUCAGGACAGCAGCUCUGAUGACGAAUUUUUCGAUGCAGCUGAAAAGUUUAUUGAUGUAGAAUGUUCAGGUGACAUCAAAUUCAGUGGAACUGAAGCAGAGUUGGAGUCUGCUAAAAUUAAGAGGAUUGAAGCAAAACAGAAUAUGCAGAUAAGUCCAAGUCUUUAUAGCACAGGAUUGGGCAUCAAAUCUGUUGAAUGCAUCAAAGGGAAAGCAGAAGAAAUAAAAUACACAACUACAGGAAAAAGACAUUUUGCAUCUGAUGACAUAUAUGAUGUAAAAGCUGUUCAAUUGCAGUGUCAUUCAAACAAAGAUGGAGAUCAUAUGUGUUGUUAUGAAAAGGAACAUCUUAUAACAAAAAUGCAGCGAACGCUUACUCUUUCUUCUUUGACAAGUAUCGAAAAUGAACCUGCCUUGUUUGAAACUAAGCCUAUUGGUCCAUUAAAAUUCAUUUCCACCUGUGCCAAUAAAAAGGUUCAAUCAGAUUUAAUGGAAAUGGAGCCAGAUACCAUGGAAACGAAGUCAGUCACAGAAACAAUACCCAUCAUUACUCCAGUUUCAGUCAGACGUUACCCAUGUGAUUCAGGCAUGAGAGAGGAAUGGGCUUCUCAUACAGAGACUAAAGCAGGAGAAAAAUUAAACAAACUUUCUCUUAAAGCUCAGCUGUCUGGAGCUGACUGCACCAAUGUGGAGGAGUGUUCAAGUCCUUCAGGAGUAAUUCUAGAGCUUGCUCAUGCAUACUCACAGAAUCUAAUAGAAGAUAAGAUGCAUAAUAUUACCACUGUGUCUUGCGCUGAUGAACAACAAACCACAAACACAAUUAGCAUAAAAGACAAGGAGCAAGAUGAAGCAAUUGUCAAAAACAACACAGUCCUAGAAAUGGGAGAUGAACAUGCUCAGUGGAUGGACAAGAAUCAAAGUGGAACUGCAUUCAGGCAAACUUUAUAUCAAGUAAACUCCAAGGAAAAUAUAUUCAUCUCUGAAGAAGUGGUUAAAAAUAGUCAAAGAGGAGGAUCAUGUUACCAAAAUGAUGAUGGCAGUAUAACUUCACAGAUAUAUUCUGUGAUGUCUACAGGAGAUCUGACAGCACUGUCAGAAAACUCAGUACUGGAAGAGGAAAUCUCCAGCAGGAGGAACUCAUCUGAGACAGACAAAGAAAGCAAAGAUGCUUACUCCCUUGACAUAUCCAGGUUACUUCUGAAUUUAAACCGAGUCUCUUUUAAGACAUUCAGCAUGGUUAAACAUUUGGGAUCACCACACUUAGAACCAAAGAUUGAAACUUGCGCAGUGAGGUCUCUUAACAUUUCUGAGUGCAACACGGAGCCUGCAGAAGACAGCUCGAAAGAUUACUUAUCAAAAACAGAACAGAUCUCUAACCAGACUGAGGCAAGCAUAAAUGAGACCAGUACAUCGAUAAUUUGCCCUCAAGAUAGAAACCUUCCUCAGGAAAUAUCUUCACUGACAAAUACACCAAGGCAGCUUUAUGAAGUAGACAACUCAAUCAUUCAGGAAUCCGCAACUGCAACUCAGCAAAAUGAAUGUCCCUCCACCAAACUGAGCUGUCUCCAACAAAUAAAAGAUAAACACCGUUUGAAUGUUGACUCCAGAGUUCAAGCUGUCCUCACAACUGACUUGGAUAAGGAAAUAGAUGAACCGCUCCCAAUGGCUGAUAAGGACACUUGUAGCUGUAAGAUAGUAUAUGGGAAUUGUUUUAGAGCACAGGGCACUGAUGUUAAUGACGAAAGCAAAGAUUUAGCAUAUUCCAUACAGCAGUGUUCACCAAAGACCACCCCACCCGAUUCAGGAAACCACCUCUCUCAAUACCUCACCACAUUUACUGGGCAAAGUGAGAAAUCCAUGCUUACCAGUUGCUCCUUUGAUUUUCCUAAAACUGAUCUUACACCAAAGCUCGAAGGCUCCAUUCUGUCACAAUUCAAGGCUAAAAGAUAUAGCAUGCCGAAUGGAUUCCAUCUGAUACAGAACGAUACCAUGGAGCUACUCAAUGUGCUGAAAGAAUUCCCCAGAGAAAGUCAUAUUGAGGAAGAAUGUGCAAUACUUACUUCAUCAAUAAAAGAGAAAUUAUAUACUGAAAGUGGAAAACUGAUGUCUGCUUGCCAGAAGGGCAUUAAAGUAGACCAGGCUCCUGUGGAGAUGCUCCUGGGAGUUUCUGAAAGUUUCCAGGCCCUCAUACAGCUAACAGCAACAUGUCUCCAGUUCACAACCUGCAUGCAUUGCGCAGAACGUCAUGCCGAAGUGGUCAAUAACUUAAAAGAGGUUUCUUUGACUUAUAAAACCUUUGUGCAAAUCUCUGAGGAUGCAUGCAGCAGGAAGUGUGAUGACUUAAGCAUGAAACUCCUGGCUCAACAGUGUACUGCACUGACUGCUGGGGUUUUCUGCCUGACACAGCCAUUCAAAUGAUUCACCCCUGAAACAGAAAACAGUGUUUGUGAAGUUUGGGACAUGAGAGAAUAUAAUUAGAAAAAUCUAAAGAAAGAUGUAGAAUUGUGUGGCAAGUACAUGACAUGCACUAAACUCAUCCCCUGGAAAAACAUGUGUACUACAAUAUGACACAUUGAUUGGCAUUGACCACAUAACUAACAACAAUCAGAACUGAUGCAAGACGUGUCCUGUUUCUAUGAAGUACUCUGCUGAUUCUUCAGACUUCUAUAUGCAUCAUACAGACAGCAUUUUAGUGCUGCCCUUUCAACCUGAAACUGAGGUCUGAAUUCAUUCCAUUGGCUGUUGGGAUCUGAAGGUUUCAGGUGCUUCCCAUCGUGUUUCCAGAGGGGACCAGGUCAUGCUACAAAAUUCCAUAUCAUUUGAUAUGAGUUGAUACCAAAUAAGCAAUCUCAUCCAGAGGAACCCAGUUGAUAGCUCUCGAAAUGAAAAUAUUAUGUCUGCCCACGUGUGUCUGUGCAUGAGUGCAUUUGUGUAUGUAUGCAGUGUGUGUGUGUGUGUGUGUGAACGCUGAGGUAAGAAGGUGCUGUCUUGAGACUGUUGAUAAAGUACGCAGUGAAAAAUAGUGGAAAUAUAAGAAUUUUCCCUUAGUGUCUAUCUCACGUUCUGUGUGUUUGAUAUUAGCACUAGAUACUUUAAGCUGUAGAAUGUUUCAGUCUUUGAAUUUGACAUUGUUUGUCGCAAUAGCAAAAUAUAUGGUAUUAAAGAAUCUUAUUUCCAUA